Molecule: messenger RNA, 2909 nt
Organism: Dendrobium catenatum
Lineage: Eukaryota; Viridiplantae; Streptophyta; Magnoliopsida; Asparagales; Orchidaceae
Product: phosphate transporter PHO1 homolog 1
Exons: 14
Coding region: 94-2709 (871 amino acids)
Biological process (GO): phosphate ion transport; cellular response to phosphate starvation
Cellular component (GO): cytoplasm; Golgi apparatus; trans-Golgi network
Molecular function (GO): inositol hexakisphosphate binding
Source: RefSeq, a predicted model, not a curated record
CAACCACCAUCCAAAUCCUCCCACUUACAAACCUUUCUCUCCUUUUCUCCCUCCUCCAUCCCUCUCCUUGUGAAGAAUCUCUUCCAUCAAGCCAUGGCUUCCCAAAUGGAAUUGAAAUGCUCGAGUAUAUUAGCACAAGAGCUCCUCAUUAAGUAUAUCUCAGAAUGUGCUGUCUCCCAACACCCACAAUUUGAUGCUUCCAAGCUUUCGUCUCCCUGCACAAGUGAUCUCUCUUACUAUGUAUAUAAACUACCCAACUUCCCCUCCUUCAUCCCACGCCCAAGGAAAAGUUUUACAGAACAAAUAAGACUAACAGAGAGUGACAAAAAGGAAGAAGAGAUGGUGAAGUUCUCCAAGCAGUUUGAGGCCCAGAUUGUCCCUGAAUGGAAGGAUGCCUUUGUGGACUACAGGCAGCUAAAAAAAGACAUCAAGAAAAUGCAUGUCCAUAGUUCUAACCAGAAUUCAGUGAACAAAUCACCACAGGAAAAUCUUUCACAAAGACUCUUAUCGCCUAUAAAGAAGCUAUCUAUCUUAGGUGCUGGUGGUCAUAAGCAUGAAACUAUUCAGGUUCAUCGGAAGCUUACAAGCUCUGCAAGCAAGGGAGAUUUAUAUGAAACUGAACUACUUGACCAAUUUGCAGACACAGAUGCUGCAAGAGAUUUCUUUGCAAGGCUCGACCUUCAGCUUAAUAAAGUGAACCAAUUCUAUAAGGGAAAGGAGAAGGAGUUUCUGGAGAGGGGUGAGUCUCUGAGAAAGCAAAUGGAGAUCCUACUUGAUCUUAAGAUUGCUAUGAGGAAGCAGAAGGAUCGAGGCGCCAUGAAUUCUGACUCAAAGGAUGAUCAGUCCAGUUCUGGUUCGAUUUCUUUUGAGGAUGAGUCCAUUAAGGACACAGCAGAAGAAGAACAGACCCAAGAGAGCUUGACAUUCGAGUGUGAGAAGAAUGAGGUUCAAUUCAGCAAUUCUCUGGAGGAGCAAGAUGAUUCAGGAAAUCUUGUUAAACCCAGAAAAGUAGAAGAAGGCAAGCAGAGAAGUCUGUCUGGUAGAGUUUUCAGCUGUCAGGGAAAGAAUCUCAAGCUCAACAUUCCCCUUACUACACCUUCAAGAACCAUCUCAGCUCUCACAUACUUGGUCUGGGAAGACUUAGUAAACCAGUCCAAGAAAAGCAGACCAGAGAAAGCCAAGCUCAGUAUCAACAAGACAAAGCUCCACCAUGCAGAGAAGAUGAUUCGAGGGGCCUAUAUUGAGCUCUUCAAGGGAUUGGAAUACCUCAGAACAUAUAGGAACCUGAAUAUGUUAGCUUUUGUGAAGAUUUUAAAGAAGUUUGAUAAGGUGAUGGGAAAACAAAUCCUUUCUGUAUACCUUAAAGUUGUUGAGAGCUCCUAUAUCAACAGUUCAGAUAAGGCUGUCAGAUUAAUGGAUGAAGUUGAGGAUCACUUUACCAAACACUUUGCUGAUGAUGAUAAGAGGAAGGCCAUAAAAUAUCUCAAGCCAAACCAACGAAAGGAAUCUCAUGCUGUCACCUUCUUCAUUGGUCUUUUUACGGGAUGCUUCAUUGCGCUUUUUAUCGGAUAUUGUAUCAUGGCACAUAUUGCUGGAAUGUACACAAGGCAAUCAGACACCAUCUAUAUGGAAACAGUUUACCCAGUUAUAAGUAUGUUUAGCCUAUUGUUCCUACAUCUUUUCCUCUAUGGGUGUAACAUCUACAUGUGGAGAAAGACAAGAAUCAACUAUAGUUUCAUAUUUGAGUUCUCCACCACCAAAGAACUCAAAUAUAGAGAUGUUUUUUUGAUAUGUGCCACCUCAAUGACUAUAGUGGUGGGAAUUAUGUUUGCCCAUCUAUCCUGUACUUUGAAAGGCUACAAUUCCACUCAAGUCCAAGCAAUCCCAGGCUUUCUGCUUCUGAUGUUUAUGAUCGUGCUUGUGUGUCCUUUCAAUGUCAUAUACAAAUCAAGCCGUUAUCACUUUCUUAGGAUUAUCAGGAACAUAAUAUUAUCUCCUUUUUACAAGGUGGUCAUGCUUGAUUUCUUCAUGGCCGACCAGCUAUGCAGCCAGGUACCUAUGCUGAGGAACCUGGAGUAUGUGACCUGCUAUUAUGUCACUGGAAGCUAUAAAACACAAGAUUAUGGAUACUGCAUGAGUACAACACAUUUUAGAGACUUAGCUUAUGCUGUGUCCUUCCUUCCUUACUAUUGGAGAGCCAUGCAGUGUGCGCGAAGGUGGUUCGAUGAAGGAGAGACGAGCCAUCUUGUGAAUCUGGGCAAGUAUGUGUCUGCAAUGCUUGCAGCAGGAGCUAAGGUUGCCUAUGAGAAGGAGAAGACUAUUGGUUGGUUAUCUCUUGUUGUACUGAUGUCAAGCACAGCAACUGUGUACCAAUUGUACUGGGAUUUUGUUAAGGAUUGGGGGUUGUUGCAACCAAAAUCAAGGAACCCAUGGCUUAGGAAUGAACUAAUUCUUCGUCGCAAGUUCAUAUACUUCUUAUCGAUGGGACUGAACUUUGUUCUGAGGUUAGCAUGGCUACAAUCAGUUCUGCAUUCAAACAUAGCGAAUUUGGAUUAUAGAGUGACUUCAUUUCUCCUGGCAGCUCUAGAAGUGAUUCGCAGAGGCCAUUGGAAUUUCUAUAGGUUGGAGAAUGAACAUCUUACCAAUGCCGGCAAGUUUCGAGCUGUGAAGACUGUGCCUCUGCCAUUCCAUGAAGUAGAUCUGGAUUGACACAUUCUAUGAUCAAAGAGCACUAUUAUAAUUUACUAGCCAUCAAUAAUUAAUGGUGGCAGGAAAGUGGGUGAUUUACUUCAAAGGAAGGAGACAAUUUAUAACCCCAACAGUUGGAACAACAAAACCUAGUCUGUUAAUGAUUGUAAAAUUUAUUGGAUCAAGUAACUAAAUAAAUUAUAUCACAGUUGAUUCAAAGA